UGACACCAGACGGAAAGUUUCAAGAAAGGGAUUUGAUGUGAUCGAGGAGGCUGCGGAGUGGAGAUUGACGGACCGGGAUGCAGGGUUGAAGAAGAAUGCUGAGAGCGUAGAGAUUAGAGUUGAGACGGAGUUCCGGGUUAGGGAUGGGAGUGUUUAGAACUUUAGGGUGGUCAUUUCAAGACUGCAGUGGCAUCAGGAACCUAGGACUAGAGGGAGCUACGGUUGGGAUUUUGGUGUUAUCAAGUUUCUUCAAGCUGGCAAUGGCAGACUUUUGCUUGCAAGUAUACUUUUCAUUCUCAACACUCCAAGGGUUCGGGAAUAGUAUUGAAUUAACAUCAUGUGGAGCCCUAAGCGAAAAGGAAAAGGGUGCCAAUAUGGAGCUCCUUUUCCAAGUCUUUAUCACAUUUUGCCUGUUAAUCUUUGGAAUAUUUUAUUGACGAUGUAGAGCCAUUGUUAUCUUCCAUAGCUGAAAGCUGCCCGGGACAGUCUUGAUCUUCAAUCACACCUCUCCGCGGAGUACGACGUGCCACAUCUCUCUACCACCGACGCUUGGGUAUGAUAUCACUCCA
Molecule: messenger RNA, 569 nt
Organism: Hyaloscypha bicolor E
Lineage: Eukaryota; Fungi; Ascomycota; Leotiomycetes; Helotiales; Hyaloscyphaceae
Exons: 1
Coding region: 144-437 (97 amino acids)
Source: RefSeq, a predicted model, not a curated record